Molecule: messenger RNA, 2157 nt
Organism: Perognathus longimembris pacificus (Pacific pocket mouse)
Lineage: Eukaryota; Metazoa; Chordata; Mammalia; Rodentia; Heteromyidae
Gene: Cnpy3
Product: canopy FGF signaling regulator 3
Exons: 6
Coding region: 85-915 (276 amino acids)
Cellular component (GO): endomembrane system
Molecular function (GO): signaling receptor binding
Source: RefSeq, a predicted model, not a curated record
CCCGGAAGCGGCUAGGGGAAGCUGCUGCCUGCGCGCCGCUGCAGGAAGCGCCUCCCGGUCCGUCGGGUUCGGGUCCGGCUGGCCAUGGAGUCGUGGCCGAAGCCCUCGCCCCGCCGUCUCCUGCUUCUCCCCGUGCUGCUGCUGUCACUGCCAGCCUCAGAGCUGGGCCCGAGCCAGGCCCGCGCCGAGGAGACCGACUGGGUACGGCUGCCCAGCAAGUGCGAAGUGUGUAAAUAUGUCGCUGUGGAGCUCAAGUCCGCCUUCGAGGAAACGGGCAGGACGAAGGAGGUGAUCGACACGGGCUAUGGCAUUCUGGACCGCAAGGCCUCCGGAGUCAAGUACACCAAGUCGGACUUACGGUUAAUCGAAGUCACUGAGACCAUUUGCAAGAGGCUCCUGGACUACAGCCUGCACAAGGAGAGGACUGGCAGCAAUCGCUUUGCCAAGGGCAUGUCAGAGACUUUUGAGACGCUGCACAACCUGGUCCACAAAGGGGUCAAGGUGGUGAUGGACAUCCCCUACGAGCUGUGGAACGAGACCUCCGCCGAGGUGGCCGACCUCAAGAAGCAGUGUGACGUGCUGGUGGAGGAGUUUGAGGAGGUCAUCGAGGACUGGUACCGGCACCACCAGGAGAAGGACCUGACCGAGUUCCUCUGUGCCAACCAUGUGCUGAAGGGCAAGGACACCAGCUGCCUGGCAGAGCGGUGGUCUGGCAAGAAAGGGGACACGGCCUCCCUGGGAGGGAAGAAAUCCAAAAAGAAGAGCGGCAGGGCCAAGGCGGCCGGCGGCCAGAGCAGCAGCAGCAAGCAGAGGAAGGAACUGGGGGGCCUGGAGGGAGACCCCGGCCCUGAAGAGGAGGAGGAAGGCAUCCAGAAGGCGUCGCCGCUGCCACACAGCCCCCCAGAUGAGCUCUGAGCCCGAGUCCCCCCGGCUGAGACUCAGGGACUGGAAGCUGACUAGCAGGGGACCCGGCUCCUGAAGGCAGAGUGCUCCUCAUCCAGCCUCAGCUGCCCCCCUCCUCGCCCAGGACCCACGCCGCCCCGCCGUCCUCAGGGGCUCCAGCCGGCCACGGCGUGGGGACCUCCGGAGCCGGCAAGCCAGACUGCAGCCCCCCAGCCCCCUCCCCGCGCCCCUCUGUGGACACCCGCUCUGCCGCCCUCCCCCAGGGCUCACGGAGGAAAAACCUCCUGGCCUCCUCAGCCUCCCGAGGUGCCCCGGACGCCCUAUUACUCUCCCACCACCACCCUCCAGCCUUAGGGGCUGGGAAAGGCAAGGCUCGCUGCCCCUCCUUAGAGGCCGAUUUGGCAAGGGAAGCUGGGCACGGGGUUCGAGGCAUGUUUGGGAUUGCAGGGUAGGCGGGGGAGGUGCCCAGGGCUGACCCUGGCCCUCAGCUGACCCUCACGGCGCCCCUGGCUCUGCUCCCUGCCUCUUUCCUAUGUCCUGGGCACCUGGCUGCCCUCCUCUGUCCCGUCCCCCAGACCUUGCCAUCCGUUGUGUAAAGUGUUUGCCGGCCCCAGCCCCUCCUCUUGCCAGCACCCUGCCUUUCUUGAACCUUGUUCUCUGAUGACCACACGUGCUCCCUCAGCGCUUCCUGCUGUAGCUGGAGCCCAGAGGCGAGGACGCGCUGUCUCCCGGCGGCCUCCCGUUACACGAUGUCCUCUGGGCAGGGACGACCCAGAGGCUGGCCUCUAGGGAGCAGGGGUGAGGUGCCCACACCUCCCAGCCAGCCCGAGGGGCAGGGGUCAAGGACAGCCGGCCAAGGCAGUGAUGAGAAUCACGAAGUGAUUGAACCUUUGGGACCUGCUGCGCCUUGGCUCCCCGUUGUGCUGUUUCUUAGGGAUGGAGCCGAGGGCUUCCGAACCCAGCACAGAAAGGGGAAAUCUCAUCAACUGCUUUGGCUUCUUGGCCUUGACCUACCACCACUUAGACUUUUUAUUUUUUUAACCUGUACGUUUACUUUUUAAAAAAUAAUAAUACACCAUGAUUGAGCUGAGUUUGUUCCCACAGUAGUUCAAAGAUGGCCUAGCAGCUGAAACUCUGCUUAUGUGUUUCAUAUCAAAAAGUUCCUUCUGGGCGCCCAUUCCUCAGGCCUGUAAUCCUACCUACUCAGGUGGUGAGAUCUGAGGAUCACACUUUGAAGCCAGCCAAAGGCAGGAA